Molecule: messenger RNA, 1001 nt
Organism: Hippoglossus stenolepis (Pacific halibut)
Lineage: Eukaryota; Metazoa; Chordata; Actinopteri; Pleuronectiformes; Pleuronectidae
Product: cytochrome c oxidase assembly factor 6 homolog
Exons: 3
Coding region: 170-412 (80 amino acids)
Biological process (GO): respiratory chain complex IV assembly
Cellular component (GO): mitochondrion; respiratory chain complex IV
Source: RefSeq, a predicted model, not a curated record
UGGCGUUGCGCGUCCUUCAGUGCGCCCGGUGCUGCAGGGAGUCUUGUUGUUGUAGCAGCAGCAGCAGCGGAGUUUCUGUGCUUCCCUCUGGUUUUAUGGAGUGACAGGAGCAAACAGCAGCGGAGAUCCACCCCGAGAGGCUUCGACCUGUCACUCGACUCCGGUAGAGAUGCCGGCUCCGAGUUCAUCAGAGAGAAAGGCCUGCUGGGAUGCCAGGGACCUGCUGUGGAAAUGUCUGGAUGACAAGGACGACAAAGCUGCAGCCUGCCAGAACUUCCAGAGCGAAUUUGAGGCGAAAUGCCCCGCUCAGUGGGUGAAAUAUUUCUCAAAGAGGAGAGACUACUUGAAAUACAAGGAUAAGAUGCAAAAGGAAGGCUUCACACCUGCCCAAGGCCCCCGACAGCCCUCCUAACAACUGGAGAGCAGACGGUGAAAAUCUGCAGACUGAAUGGCUUUUAGCCUCAUUCACACACGUUCAGGACUGGGGGAGCAGUUUUGUUAUUUAUUUGUAUAGAGAAAUAAGGUGCAGCGGGACAGCAUACAGAAAAAUAACUCUAAAUGAAAGCGACGUGUGGCAUCACUGUCACUGAGAUAUAAUGUAUGAAAGGAAACCACAGGAAAGGAAGAGGGAAAAGAUCCACAAUUAAUUCUGAGAAUUAAUCUGAAAAUGAUUUGUUAUUUUGUCUGGGUGGACAUACUUAAAAUUUUAAAUUAGGGAAAGUAAUACUUCUGAUAAAUGCACGCCUUAAAUAUAUCUAGAUGUACAGUACACACUCAUACUGGAUCUGUGUCAGCACUCAUCCUAAUACAGAACAUGAUUUUUCUGUGAUUGAAACCAAAACUCCAGAGGAGAGUGUUGUUCUGUUGUUUGGGUUGAAGUUUUUGUGAAGUCAAAUACAUACUUAGCCUUAAUAAUUACUGAUCAAGGUUUUUAUUCCAGGACAGUGUAAAAUCUGAUGUGUUUUUCUGUGAAUAAAUAAAAAGAAACUCAUUGUUUGAUG